CCUGUCUCUUUAUGCUUCUUCUUCGCCGGUUAUUGCUGCUACUAACACUUCUCCAUUUCUGCUUCUGGAUUCUUUCAGGAUUAUUGAUAUAAACCAAGGUUUUUGUUUAAGUUUAUCAGCAUAAACUGGUUAAUUUGAAGAAUGGGGAUUGAGACGGUUAAAGGGUCAUCGUGGUUCGGUAGUAUUUGGAGGUCAUCUUCGCGUAAAACCACAGUUUUGGAGCCUGAAAACCCCGUUAUUGGGAUUAUGUCGUUCGAAGUCUCUAGGUUGAUGACAAAGUUAGUUAAUUUAUGGCAGUUUCUAAGCGAUAAACAGAUGUCACGAUUAAGAGAAGAACUAGCUAACUCACUUGGCACUCGAAAGCUUGUUUCAGAUGAUUUUGAUGAUCUCAUGGAUCUUGCGUUAAUUGAGAUCGUUGAUAACAUCAAGUCUGUGGCACGAGAAGUGGCUAGGCUCGGGAAAAGGUGCAUAGAUCCCGUAUAUAAUAAUCUUGACCACAUUUUCGACAAUCUAGAAAUUGAUCUUAACUGGUGUGGAUGGGAGUAUAGAUUGAAGAAGAUGGAGAAAAGGGUUAAAAAGAUGAAAAGAUUUGCUGCAGUUACUUCACAGUUGUAUGAAGAACUGGAGAUAUUAUCUGAGCUUGAGAAUGGUUUAAGUCGAAUUCAAGAAAAUAAUGUGAAUCAAGAGAAAUUGCAAGAGUUUCAGAAGAAAGUUAUGUGGCAACGAGAAGAGGUUGACGGUCUGCGUGAGAUGUCUGUUUGGGUCAGAACUUAUGACUACAUUAUUAGACUACUGCUUAGAUCGCUUUUCACAAUAGUCGAGCGAGUGAAGGUUGUUUUUGGAAUAACAAACCAAAUGGGAUCUCCUGGUGUAAGUAAUGUCCCGGAUGGUAGCUGUUUUUUGCGCAGUAAUUCUGUUUCUGCCCUUGUACGAGCUUCAGUCCAUCCCUCUGAAUGUUCUAUUCAGAGGUCGGUUUCGAAUCUUGGCGAUAAAAUCACGAAGAAACCACAAAUUCGAAACUACCCACCAUUGAAAGCAAGAAGCUUUUCUCAUAUUGGACCUCUGAAAAGCUGUAUGAUGUCUGAACUCGAUUCUCCCGUCUACUUUUUACAGCAAAAAGCUAUCUUUUUGAAGAAAAGAUUGUUGAAUGUUGAAAAACCGACACUUGGGGAUGCUGCUUUAGCGCUCCAUUACGCAAAUGUGAUCAUAUUUAUCGAAAGAUUAGCUAUUUCGCCUCACUUCAUUAAUCCAGAAGCAAGAGAAGAUCUGUAUCAUAUGUUAACCACAAGAAUCAAGAACUCACUUAGAUCAAAACUGAGCCUUUUCCCAAAACCCGAUGCUUUUAAUUGCGAUCUUGCAUCCGAUUGGAGUUCAUCAGUGCAAAAGAUACUCGAUUGGUUGGCGCCAUUGGCCCAUAACACGAUAAAAUGGCAUUCUGAGAGAAAUUUCGAGAAGCAACGGAUGGAUUGUGGAGGAAAUGUGCUUCUGGUGAAUACUUUACAGUAUGCAGAUCAAGAAAAGAGUGAAGAUGCGAUCACGGAGGUGGUUAUGGGUCUUCAUUAUAUUUCGAGAUUUGGUCGAGAAAUUAACGAUAAAGCUUUCAUGGGGUCGGGUUGUGGCAAGGAUUGUGACGAUUAUUUGGUCCAUAAGAGUAAGAUAGCUUCGAUCUCGUUAUAAAGGGUUUGUUUGGUUGUUUUUCCAUUCUAUUUAGAUGGAUAACAUAGAUUUUAUUUCAAGAUGCAUAAAUGGAUAACGACAGGUCUCGUGUAUAUGUUCAGCGUAAACCACGUUGCAAGAUGGUUGUGGUUCGUUUAAAACAUCAACGUUGUCAUGGCACAUUCGAUCGUCCGUAUAUUAAUUUUUACUGUAAUUGUUAAAGCUGACG
This is a messenger RNA of Cynara cardunculus var. scolymus (artichoke), 1885 nucleotides long. RefSeq lists its product as uncharacterized. The transcript is spliced from 2 exons. Gene Ontology annotation, biological process: positive regulation of growth. The coding region runs from base 142 to 1677 and encodes 511 amino acids. The record is from RefSeq and is a predicted model, not a curated record. NCBI's taxonomy places the organism in Eukaryota, Viridiplantae, Streptophyta, Magnoliopsida, Asterales, Asteraceae.